Molecule: messenger RNA, 2694 nt
Organism: Dictyostelium purpureum
Lineage: Eukaryota; Evosea; Eumycetozoa; Dictyosteliales; Dictyosteliaceae
Exons: 5
Coding region: 1-2694 (897 amino acids)
Cellular component (GO): guanyl-nucleotide exchange factor complex
Molecular function (GO): GTPase activator activity
Source: RefSeq, a predicted model, not a curated record
AUGUUUUUUACAUUGCCAUCUACUCAUAGAAGCGAAAUCUAUGCCUAUGUACAUCAUUUCUCAUUAUUUGAUAUUAAUGCCAGAGGCUAUGUUAGACCAUGUGUAUUAAGUUAUAUUACAAAAAAUCCACACAAAAUUAUUAAGUAUUUUGAAAAGUUUAUUUCUCAAUUUAAUCAUUUAACAUCGAUUUUAAAAGCAAAGAACCAUGUACUAUUUGAAAAAGAAUAUAGGCAAAAACAAAAAGAUUUAGAAUUUACUUAUCAACACUAUCAAAAGGAAAGAGAACAGGAACAAAAAGAUAAUAAUAACGAUAAUAAAGAAAAUAACAGCAAUAACGAUAAUAACAAUCAACCACCAUUGUCAUCAACAACCCCAAUCGAUCAAAAUACACCAGGUGAUGAUAUUUAUGAAGAAUUUGAUAUUUUAACAGCAAUUCAAGAUGCAUUACAAGAGUUAACCUCAAUUGAAACUUUAUUUGAUCAAGAAAGAAAGAUUCAAUCAUCCUCAAAUUAUAGGGAAAAGUUUUUAUCAACACCACCCCAUAUGGAGUCAUCUUUAGGAACAAUAUUUUUUUCAGAUAAUAUUAUAAUAGAUUCAGAGCCAAAGAUUGUAGAUACAAUUAACAAAACUGUUCAUUUGGAUAAGCCACUUAGACAUAUCAGUGAACUAUGCCCAGAAGUUUUUGACAAAUUCCUCCAUAAAUUAGAACAAUCAUACAAAUAUUUUUCAAGAUCACCACUUCAAAUGGAAUUUGAUAUUUUAGAUCCACAAGUUUUAAAUCCCAGAGCAUCAUUACUAUCAAUUGGUCAAACAUCAAUUUUAAAUUUUUCUUUUGAAUCUGAAAAGAAAAGUAAUUAUUUUAGAUCACAAUUAAGAGAUAUACAUAAGGCCAAAUCACAUAAUAAGAGUAUUAAUAAAACAUCGUCACAACACAACUCGUUAAGCUCAUAUUCAUCAGAUCCAAGUUCAUAUUUAUCUGUCUAUUCUUCAAAUUCAUUAAACGAUCAAUUUGAAAGAAGCUUUUUUGAAAAUAGUUUUAAUCCAUUCAAUAGUAGAACAGUAGUAAUUGAUAGAAUGUUUAAUCCAGAUAACAAUAAUAACAAUAAUAACAAUAAUAACAAUAAUAACAAUAAUAACAAUAAUAACAAUAAUAACAAUAAUAACAACAAUAAUAAUUUAAAUAUGAACUUGAAUAUUAGCAAUCUUUUAGUUAAUAGCAAUACAAAUAAUAAUGAUAAUAGUGAAACCCUAUUAAUUGGUACAAGUACCAAUAGUCUAUUACCAAUUGAAAAUGUAGAAACACUUCACCAUAUGUUGAAUAAUAAUAAUAAUAAUAUGAAUAAUAUGAAUAAUAGGAAUAAUAGUAAUAGUAAUAGCAAUAAUAAUAGUAAUUAUAGUAACCAAGGAAGAAACAAUAAUAUUAAAAAUAGCUUUGGUAAUUUAAAUCCACCACCUGGAUUAUUAAGUGAUGACAAUAACGGUACAAUUAGAUUCGAAUCAUUUUCAGAUUAUCUUUGGGGCAAUAAUAAAGAUUUAAUUUAUGGAAGGGGUUUAUUAAAAAUAUUAAACAAAUAUACUUGGUUAAGACAUGCUGUCUAUUCUUUAUUAAAAGGAAGACCGUUGGUUAUUUUGGGUUCUCAAGAUAAGGAACAAUUAAUUAUUUCGAUGACAUAUGCAUUAAGUAUUUUUGUUGUAGGUCAACAAAUGAAUGGAAAAGAAGCUUUUGACCCAUGGAAAACAUCACCACUUUCUCUUUCAAAUCUCUCAUCAUUAAAACUUAUUGGUAUGCCCAAGGUAUUAUCCAAAUCACCUUUAAUUCCAAUUAAUGUAGUAAAUUAUAUAUCAAGAAUCGAUUUAGACACCGAAGAGUAUCAUGGCAUUCUUUAUAGUUCUCAACCAGGUAUAGUUGAUGAUAUUUUAGGUCAAAAGAAGAAUUGGUUUACAGAGAAUAUAUACACUGCCCAUAUUCAAGAUCAAUUAUAUGAAUUGGUACUAAAGAGUUUUUAUUAUUAUCAUUUAUGUUGUCUACAAAUUACCUCUCCAGCCAUGUCACCCCAACACCCAUCAUCUCCCUCAUUAUUUAAUAGUAAAAAUAAUAAUGAUAAAAAUAGUGAAAAAACUAAUGGUAAUAAUAGCAUAAAUUCAAACAACUCUAAUUCACCAAGAUCUACUUUAAAUUCAAAUAAUGUUAUUAAAACCAAAAACAAUACAAACUCAUUACUCUCACUUUCAGAAUCUUUACUACCAUCAUUACCAAAUGAAGCUAAUAAUAACAAUAACAAUAAUAAUAACAAUAAUAAUAAUAACAAUAACAAUAAUAAUAAUAAUAACAAUAAUAAUAAUAAUAAUAAUAAUAAUAAUAAUAAUAAUAAUACUAACAAUAACAACACUAAUAACAACAAUCCUAAUAUUAAACAAUCACCACAACGACACUUUUCAAGAUCAGGUAAUUUACAAAAAAAAUCACCAACCACUUUAAAAGCUCAAAGAUCAAUGUCAGAGUCACACAUAAAAUAUAAUUUACCACAUUUCAAUAUUAACAAUAAUCAACCAUCAAUACGUAAUGUCACCUCCAACUCUGCAAACACAACACCGCUAAUGUUUAAUAAUAAAACAUCCAAUCCAUCAUCACCAUCUUCUUCACCAUAUCAUACCCUUGACAAACCAAUGUUAGUUACAGUUGCACCCGACUGA